AUGUUUGGAUUAUUAGGUAGUAGUAGUAGUAGCAGUAUAUCAAACAAAAGAUAUUUCCUCAACACAUUUGUAGAUCGUUUUUAUUUUAUUAGAUGUUAUAAUAAUCAACCAACAUCAUCUACAACAGCAUCAACAUCAUCAGUAUCUACAUCUACACCGACAUCGACAUCGACAUCUAAAUCUAGAUAUAGACCUCCUAAAAAUGGUCAAUAUAAGUUAAAGUCAAAUAGAAGAGAUAUUUUAAAUUCAAAAUCUACAAAUAACAAUAGCAAUAAUAAUAACAAUGCAAAGGAAGAUAUACAAAAACAACUUCAACAUAUACAAUUCAUUCAGCAACUACAACUUGGACAAACAAAUAAUAGUCAGAGUCAAGAUAAAAAGAAUGAUCCAAUCGUACAAUUGGCAGAAGAUACAAUAACAACGAGAUUGUAUCAAGAGGAUACACUCAAGUUGAUAUCAAACUAUUCAUUGACACAUUCACCACUGUUAGAUUUCUUUGUAUCACAAUUGAAACUACAAUAUCAAGAUGAUCUGAAUGAGAUAAAGAAACAACAACAACCAUCACAGCAACAACAAUCAGAACAACAAACAGAACAGCAACAGCAACAACAACAACAACAACCAAUUACAUUAACUUUUUCAAAUAGAAGAGAGAAUCUUUAUAAAAUUCUAGAGAUAAUAAUGACACAGUUGAAACCGGCGGCAAAGAAAGAGUUACUGCUUCGUCUACCGAAUAACUAUAGAUUGGAACUGUUGUCUCGUUGGAUUCUCUCGAUUCCUCGUGAGAAUAGAACGACUUCUCUCUCGAAUUUGAUACUUCUACAGCUAUUUCACGACGCUCGAGAUGGCACCAAACAAAUCGACGUUGAUCGCAUUCAACCUCUACCACCAGAAUCACCAUGUCAACUCGGCUGCCGACAGCCACUGGCGUUCGCUCCACCAGCUGAGCGCCAUCGACGACAUCACCCAAAUCCAAGCGACUCGCGACUACUCCAAGCAGGCACAGCACAUCGCAUCACUCCAGCCAUUCCUAAACAACGGCGAUCAACUCUACAGCGAAACCCGGGCACACUUUAA
Molecule: messenger RNA, 1077 nt
Organism: Heterostelium album PN500
Lineage: Eukaryota; Evosea; Eumycetozoa; Acytosteliales; Acytosteliaceae
Exons: 3
Coding region: 1-1077 (358 amino acids)
Source: RefSeq, a predicted model, not a curated record